Symbiodinium sp. CCMP2456 is the source of this 433-nucleotide messenger RNA. Lineage: Eukaryota; Dinophyceae; Suessiales; Symbiodiniaceae. The record is from the annotation of a GenBank genome assembly.
GAGUCAUGCAUGAGGCAACAGACGAGAUUCGCAGGCACCGGUUCGGGGACGGCUUUGAGCGAACGCCACAGCAGGUGGCCAGUGCUUACUUCGGCGCCGCCUCCGCGUGGACCUACCGGCUGUCACCCCCGGGAUCCACCGCCCCCCAGGACGAAAGGGCACUCCGUUGCCUUGACACUGCGAUGGAGAGCUUGGGUGCCGCUGCAGCGGAGGCCGCCCAGCAGCAUCUGAACCGAAUGGUGAAGAGUCGAGCUCCUGGGCUUCUGCACUUGCCAGCGGAUCCGGAGAGCGGCGACCUGGAAAGCGAAGACGAUGAGCAGGCCGACUGCCCGCUCGCUGCGGAGGAGGCGUGGCGUCACCUCGUCCACUGUGGAUGUCGGAAGGUGGUGUUGCUUUUGGCGUUUGGGCCGACCGUGGUGCAGCUGGAUUUGAG